This is a messenger RNA of Mauremys mutica (yellowpond turtle), 1013 nucleotides long. Its product is annotated as ribonuclease-like. Bases 188 to 631 code for a protein of 147 amino acids. The transcript is spliced from 2 exons. Lineage: Eukaryota; Metazoa; Chordata; Testudines; Geoemydidae. The record is from RefSeq and is a predicted model, not a curated record. Gene Ontology annotation, molecular function: nucleic acid binding.
GACCCAAUUGCAUUCUAGAUUUAUCCCUCCCACUCCUCCACCUCCCUCUCUGGCUGGGCUCUAUAUAAACCUCUCCAAGACGGGCAGGAGGAUCAGGGUGAGGUUCAGCUCAGCAGAAGCUGGGAUCCAUCGCUCCGACGACAGCAAAGGAACAAGGACUUGGGUCGAUCCAGUGACAGACGCGGCCAUGGCCCUGAGGGGACCUUGCCCCUUGCUCUUCCUGACCCUCAUCCUGCUGGCUGCUGGCCAGGACGACGUCAUCAUCAGACCAACUGACAGUUACCCAAAGUUUGUGAGCGAACACAUUGAUUUCCCCAAGACCAGACCCCCCACUGGCCUGACCUACUGCAACUACAUGAUGAGGCGCCUGAACCAGAAACUCGGUAUGUGCAAACUCAUCCACACCUUCAUCCACGCCCCCACCAGACGGAUCCAGACCAUCUGCACCACUGGAGGGAGAUGCAACCAAAACAAUGAAUGCGACAGCAACGCACCCUACCACCUCACCACCUGCCGCGUGCGCAGCCCCCCCCGCCCACCGAACUGUAUCUACACGGGAAAAUCCAAGACCCGCAGGAUCCGCGUGGCCUGUAACCAGGGGCUGCCCGUGCGCUUCAUCAGAGUCCUGUAGAGCCCAGGCGCUGGCCAUGGGCUGGGAGCAGGGGGUCCCCUGUCCUCCCCGUUCGCUCCAGUGCAGACCCCUGUCGCUGGGGGCUCUCCUGCCUCAUCCCUGCCUCCUGGGCAGCGCCCACCAUGAGUCUCCACAGGGACUUUCAGCAUUUCCCCUUAUCCCACAGGCCGGCAGCUUGGGGCGGGCGGGGGAAUUUCCCACACUAGGUGCCCAGUUCCCAUCUCCACGAGUGAAAAUCCGGGUGCCCAGCCCCUCUCCUCCAGCUGGCACCGAGACCCUCAUCCUGAGCACCCGCCUCGCUGGGCAGGAUCCAAACACAACUGGCCUGGACUUGGGCUGGGCUGCCCUGAACCCAGCAAGGGAAGGGGCCAAGCGACUCUGA